AUGCCGCCAUCGACAAGAGCUGGACAGAUGGGAAGGGGCGAUGAUGAUCAAACGACCACAAGCAAUGGACAGGAGGAAGGAUGGCUCAUGCAGGUAGUCAGGAUCCUCCAGCUGGCGAACCCGGCACUAUCGGCAGAGGAAGCAAUCGUACGAGCUAUGGGUCUCAUCAGCAUUAGCAACCAGACCCCGCGCAGGGAAACCGAGAAGAUCCCCAAGGAGGUGUCGAGCGCCAUUGCGCACAUCAAGAAGCUCAGCGACAGCAACUGGCACACUUGGGAACCUACCUUCAUCGACUGCCUCCAAAGAGUACAUAAUGCGAAGGAGAUACUGUAUGGCACGGUAGCGCCUGGAAACGAGGAAUACGACGAAGACUUGGAUAAAGCCCUCGUGGGCCUCAUCCACGCCUGCUGUGACAACAGUCCAGACAGCCGUAUCGACACCUACACCGUCAGGGGAGUGGAUGAAGAAGUCCAACUCGGUAACACACUCUAUGCCAAACUCAAGAAGGCACUAACGUUGAACGACGCUGUAAAGCGAGCAGGACUGCAGGAUCGUAUUCACACAGUGCGCUUGCACAAUCGAGACGUUGUCAGGCUAGGCAAGGAACUCGAUUCGAUCUGGAACGAUGCGGCACGCCUGGGAAAGCGUUUCGACGAGGACCUCAAGAAAUCAACUCUCUAUUGCUGCACGGCCCAAGAUUGGUUCUAUGCCAACGCCGUCGAUGCACUGAAAACGGCCAGACCAGACUGUAAAUAUGACGAAGCCUACCACGCACUCGCCAAGAAACAGCAGGAUGGUGAGGUCACCGGCCGUAUUAGAGGAGCAGCAAGGGUUGCCACAAGCACGGACCAGGCGGAGCAAGGACCCAGAGGCAGGCGCGAUCCUCACAACCCCUUGGCCCCUCCAAAGUGCUACGCUUGUGGAGGACCUAAUCACAUUGCUCGAAACUGCACGAACACCAACAAUAACCCCGCACCUAUCGACAGGGGCGAGCAAUCAGCAUGCGACACCUGGAUCAUCGAUUCAGGUGCAACCCAUCAUAUGGUAAAUGAUGAGAGAAUGCUGCUCACCUCAACGAACAAGGUCGGCCAAAUCAGUACGGCAGGGGAUGAAAAGCUUCAGGUGAAGGCUAUAGGAGAUGCCUCCCUUCGGGUCGGUGAGGCCACCAUCCAACUAUUGGAUGUGCUUUAUCAGAACGAUGGUACCCAAGUACAAUACAAGAGGAACAGAAGAAAAGGGCGGUUCGAAGUACAGGGAAAGGCACUAGCCCUGGAGUUGGAAGAGACACUCGACGAUGUCCCAGAGGACAACCAGAACACAGGAAAACUAGAUAAUGCCCCAGAGGGCAAUAAGGACACGAAGCAUCAAGACAGCUACCUAUGGCAUGAGAGACAAAUCCGGGCUCAUUACCUAGGUACCGACGAGGAAAUGGAACAUGAGUCAAAGCACUGUAACGCGUGCAGCCAAGGAAAACAGACUCGAGCACGGAUGGGCCAAUCAGAGUCAGAAAGAAUGGAGGCACCAUUAGAGCUGGUACACAUAGACCUGAUGACAGAUUUCAAAGGACAUGCCAACUACCACUAUGCACUAGUUGCUGUGGACGACUUCUCCUCUCUGAUCUAUGUGGAACCACUCUGCACCAAGAGUGCCGCACUCAUGGCGCUGAGGAGGUGGGUAGCCAGGAUGGAAUGGGCAACGGACAGGAAACUCAAAACACUCCGCAGCAACAAUGGAGGAGAAUGGUGCAGCAUAGCAGCUGAAGACUGGCAAACUCAAGAGGGUUUCAAGUGGCAAAAGAGCAUCCUGGGGAUCAGCGUCCAAAAUGGAUGGGCAGAGAGAGCAAUCAGGUCGGUCCAAGAAAAGAUGCGCUCGAUGCUGAUUGGUCGAGCUUGCCCCAGAGAGUUGUGGCCGUAUGCAAUCACAGCAGCAGCACAUGUGAUGAACCUUACCCCGUCAGCCACCAAAACCAUUCCCCACAAGGCCUUUUAUGGAACCACCACGCACAAGCUGGCCCAGCAACUGCGAGUCUUCGGAUGCUUGGCAUGGGUUCAUGUUCAACAGAAGGACCAGCAAGGCAAGCACGGAGCUAGAGCAAAGCCAGCCAUCAUGAUUGGGUAUGACGACGAACACAAAGCAUGGAAGUUUUGCAACCCGGACCAGUCUGCAUCAAUUCAAUGGAGCAACUCAGCAACGUUCCAUGAGGACAAAGGAUGGAGUGAUCGCCAACAAGAGGCAGUCAGGCCCGUGGUGACCGUGGAGGUUGAGGAGGAGGGUGCCACGCCAGCCAUAGUAGAGGAGGAGACCAGAUUAGAGGCCGCAGUGGAGGAUCUCCUACCAGCCGUAGACAGCACAGUGGGUGCCGCCAACACAGCAAUACUGAACCUGGACCCAACGCUUGGGGAAGCAAUGAAUGGUGAGGACGCCCAGCUCUGGAAGGAGGCAAUACGAAAGGAGCUAGAAGGACUUGAGGCAAUGGGGACUUGGGAGGUGGUGCACCAACCACCAGGAGUACCACUUGUGGACUCUAAGGUUGUGCUUCGGCUGAAGCUUGACGCUGAUGGUGUACCUGUUAAGCACAAAGCGCGACUGGUUGCAAGGGGCUUCACACAGAGAGAGGGGAUCGACUACCAAGAAACCUUCUCUCCAGUAGCACCCCUCGGAGCGAUCAGAGCCAUCUUAGCACUAGCAGUGCAGAACAACUGGGAGGUACAUGCUCUGGACAUCACUAUGGCUUACUUGAACUCCACGUUAAAGGAAGCAAUCUACAUGAAGCUGCCAGAAGGAUCAGGAGUAGCACCCGGCAAGGUGUACAAGGUAGUCAAGGGCCUAUAUGGCCUAAAGCAGUCUGGGCGAGAAUGGAAUCAGGAGUUCGACAGGUCUUUGCGACGCAUGGGAUUCUUCCAGGUAGAGUGUGCUCCCUGCAUCUACACCAAGGGACAGGGUGAAGAUAUGGCCAUUGUGGUCAUCUACGUCGAUGAUACAUUAGUCAUAGCACCACGGCUGGAAACGGUCCUAAAGGUUAAGAAGCAGAUUGGUCAGAGAUGGAAGAUGGAAGAUAGUGGUGAGGUCUCUCACUUCUUAGGCAUCAAAAUCAGUCGAGACCGUGCGAUGCGCACCAUGACGAUUGGUCAGUCAGGGUACAUCGACCAAGUGCUGGCAAAGCACCUGGACAAACGCACGAAGCCGACCAUGGUUCCAAUGCAGAGCAUACCGGAGGGAACCCUUGUCACAAGCGCAGCACAACAGAAGGAGUAUCCGGUGAUUGUUGGCAAGCUGCUCUGGAUUGCCAACAGCACCCGGCCCGACCUUAGUCUCACCGUGGGUGUUCUCGCUAGGCACAUGCAUGAACCAUCGCAGGAGCAUUAUCAGGCAGCACAAAGGGUCUUACGCUACCUCGAAAGCACAAGGCAGGUUGGAUUGGUUUAUAGGGCAAGUGAGUCGCAAGAGCCACUGGUUGCACACAGCGAUGCAAACUGGGCAAGUGAUGCCACCAUACAGAGAAGAAGCACAUCAGGGUCAGUGGCGUUAGUGUAUGGGAACCCAGUAGCCUGGAAGUCAGCGACACAAAAAUGCAUGUCAUUGUCCGCUGUCGAGGCAGAGUUCAUUGCAGCCACGGAAGCAACACGUGAGGUGCUCUUCCUCAAGCAGCUGCUACGCUCAAUUGGCAUUGCCACAGGCACACCGACGGUCUACUCGGACAACACUGGUUGCAUACAGGUUAGUAAGGACCCAGCACAGCACUGGAAGCUUAAGCACAUCGACACCAAGUAUCACUUCAUCCGUAACAACAUACAAGAGGGAAGGGUGCAGAUCAGGUACAUAGACACCACAAGAAACUUGGCAGACGUACUCACGAAGCCCAUUGGGAGGCAGGCAAUGCAGCAAGCAAGAUCUGGGCUACACCUGCAAAUACCGGCAGCAGUGUACGGAACAGGGUCCCCGAGCUAUGCGACAGUGUUGAAGAACGGAGGUCACACUUUGAAGCAACAGCAUAAUGAACAGGGUACAUAUGCUGUUGAGGGGGGGAGUUGA
Molecule: messenger RNA, 4032 nt
Organism: Ustilago hordei
Lineage: Eukaryota; Fungi; Basidiomycota; Ustilaginomycetes; Ustilaginales; Ustilaginaceae
Exons: 4
Coding region: 1-4032 (1343 amino acids)
Biological process (GO): DNA integration
Molecular function (GO): zinc ion binding; nucleic acid binding
Source: RefSeq, a predicted model, not a curated record